This is a messenger RNA of Adineta steineri, 768 nucleotides long. Lineage: Eukaryota; Metazoa; Rotifera; Eurotatoria; Adinetida; Adinetidae. The record is from the annotation of a GenBank genome assembly.
AUGUAUCAAUACAUUGUUCUUUUACUUGUAUGCUAUUCAGCAGUUAAUGCUGGUCCAAUCAAUUUAUUUUUAAAUGCAACUAUUGAUGAUCAACCAAAUUUAGAAAUUAUUGAUGGUGAUAUUGCAUUCGAGGCCGGUAAAGCACCUCCUCUUGGUUCAGAGAGAAACGCUUACAUUCAAGCAUCAAAAUGGACUGGUGGUACUAUUCCAUAUUUAAUCGACGGAGGAGUUUAUACAGCUGCACAAAUUCAAACAAUUAGAAAUGCAAUGCUUAGAAUUGAACAACAAACAAGUAGUUGUAUUCGUUUUGUACAACGUACAAAUCAACCAACAUGGAUACGAAUCUUUCCUGGCUCAGGUUGUUGGUCAUACAUGGGACGAACAAAAACAAGCGGUGCACAAGAUCUUUCAAUUGCUACUCCAGGCUGUGCUUAUCAAGAUAUUGUUAUGCAUGAAUUAAUACAUGCUGCUGGUUUCGCUCAUGAACAGACUAGACCUGAUCGAGAAUCAUUUGUUACUAUUAACUAUAACAAUAUUCAAAGUGGUACUGAAAGUAACUUUCAAAGAUAUCUUACAACACAAGCAGACACACUCGGUAGAGCUUAUGAUUAUGCUUCUAUCAUGCAUUAUAAAUCGACCGCUUUUUCUAAAAAUGGUCAAGCAACAAUAACUGCAAAAAACGGUGUUUCAGCAGCAAUAUUAGGAAGUUCAAAAGAAAUGACCUCUUUGGAUGUACAAAAACUUCGAGCAUAUUAUGGUUGUGCUUAA